Molecule: messenger RNA, 1481 nt
Organism: Phoenix dactylifera (date palm)
Lineage: Eukaryota; Viridiplantae; Streptophyta; Magnoliopsida; Arecales; Arecaceae
Source: RefSeq, a predicted model, not a curated record
UCUUCGUUCUCUCCGCCAUCUUCUCCUUUCUUAACUCCCCUCCCUCCCUAUCUCUUCUUUCGAUCUCACCUUCUUCUGGAGGGCUAGGGUUUUGGCUCUCUCCAUUCCAUUCCCUUUGGAUUGCCCUUCUUCUUCGAUCUCAGAGCUCCAGUGCCAUGGCGUCAAUCUCUGUUCCCUGCCCUAAGUGCUCCGUGGUCGCCCCGCAUGCCGCGUGGCGUCAGAAUCCGCAGCAAUCGCUGAUUCCAAUGGUCUCGCCUUCGAAGCCCGGGAGCCCUAUGGUCGCAAGAUCCGCUCGGUUUCCGUUGCUGAAGGGAUCUAAUCGGUGUCACUCCCUCAUUUUAAAGGCCCAGGUUCAGGAGGUUGGUGUUGAUGGCUCUUCAAGUUCUUCUGCAAGGACAUCAACCAAGUCAGGAAAUUUAUCAUCAAAAGAUAAAGAAGCUGAUGCUCUGAAGGAAUCUGCUAGCCAAACUGCUGCGCCAGAUUCCAUGAUUUCUGCAUAUAUUGCUGAAGCUUCCAAGCUUGUUAAGUUGGUGGAUUCAAAAGAUAUAACAGAGUUGCAGCUAAAACGGAAAGAUUUUGAACUUAUAAUAAGGAAAAAAGAAGCUCUGCCACAGCCAGCUCCUAUUGCUCCUCCUGUAAUGAUGCAAUCUGCACAAGCUGUGCUUCCACCUCAUUCUCCAGUUUCUUAUGCCACUCCACCUCCCACAACUGCAAGUCCAUCUCCAGCAGCCCCAGCACCAUCUCUUCCUCCUGUGACAAAGGGAGGGAGCAACUUAUCUCUUCCUCCUCUCAAAUGCCCCAUGGCUGGAACAUUUUACCGAUGCCCAGGACCCGGGGAACCACCAUUCGUGAAGGUUGGAGACAAGGUGCAAAAAGGGCAGGUUGUUUGCAUCAUAGAGGCUAUGAAAUUGAUGAAUGAGAUUGAGGCUGAUCAAUCAGGGACUGUAGUUGAGAUACUCGCAGAGGAUGGAAAACCAGUUAGCAUUGAUACGCCCUUACUUAUAAUUCAACCCUGAAGGAUGAAAUAUCAGUUUUGAACGCAGCUUAGGAGAAUUUACUAGCAAAUUAUCUUUCAUACUCGUCUAAUUUAUCAUCUGUCUUCUAUGGGUGGCAAGCAUUUAUUUCAUCUAGAAAAUAAAUCAUUGUGAUGGGUAAAGGAAGAUGGCGCAAGCUACAGGGAUAUAUUUUGUUACUUUUGGCCUGUCACACCGUGCUACUGUAUUGCGAUUUUCAGCGACUUCCUCUCUUUUGGAUGAAGUUCUUUCUUGGAACUUAGAAGGCUUGGAGAGAUGUUGUAAUUCUGGUUUUUUCCCCCAUCUUAGAUUAAGCAUGAUGCAUUAGUUAGAAUAUACAUUAUCAGUUCAUGAAAUCUAGUGUUGAGCCAUGAAGUGAAUAAGCAGGAUAGUGAUGUUCAAGAUAAAUGGUGUGCAGUGAGCUUAAAUUUUUAAAUAUCCAAUACAAAUGAGCAGUUGAUUACUUUC